AUGGGCGGUUUCGGUGGGGGACGCGCCGGGAGUGAAGAUGACGAGGAUGAGGACGAACGUCAAGGUGAAGAGGGAGAGAGCUGGUUUGCUGGAGGAGAGAGGAGUGGUAUAUCCGUACAAAACCCGGGCCGACCUGGAGGUGACGUCCCUGGCGGGAACCUUGUGCGAGACUUACUCCGUAGGGCGGCCGAAGCGGGCCCUCCUCCUGGUCCUCCCACCACCGCUGCUCAUAGCUCGACCUUUACUGGCGGCGGGCACACAUUGGGUAGCGAUGAAGUGGAAAGCCAGUAUAUUCCCGAUCCUAAUGCUCCUGCGGAACCAGAAGAGGAGACCGCAAUCCGUCACCUGACCUUCUGGCGGGAUGGGUUCAGUGUUGAAGAUGGAGAGUUGAUGCGCUACGACACACCUGGGAACUCCCAGAUACUGGCUGAAAUCAACUCAGGCCGCGCCCCGCCUCAUAUUCUCAACGUGUCCCCAGGACAGCCGGUCGAGCUGCGGGUAGUAAAGCGCCUGCAGGACGACUAUGUGCCCACGACAAAGGCGAGCAGCGCGAGCACGUUCACGGGCAGCGGCCAUCGCCUUGGCUCGCCGGUGCCGCCGUUGGCUACGAGCAGCUCUGGCGUGGCGAGCACCGCUGACAUGCCGGGUUCGUUCCCCGCGCCCAGCACAGCGCCUUCUACCAGCGCUCGGGAGAGCACUCCAGAGAGCAUUAGUGCAAGGUUUGAAGUCGACCGGACGCGCCCGACGACGAGUGUGCAGAUCAGGCUGGCCGAUGGUACUCGCAUGGUCUGCCGGAUGAACCUAACGCAUACGGUUCGGGACAUACGCAACUUCAUCAACGCAUCCCGCCCGGAGAAUCUCACGCGUCCGUAUACGAUCGGAACUACGUUCCCCAACCGUAUCCUGGACGAUGACAGCCAGACGGUUGAGGCUGCGCGCCUUGCGAACAGCGUCGUAGUGCAGAGGUGGGUUUGA
Laetiporus sulphureus 93-53 is the source of this 975-nucleotide messenger RNA. RefSeq names its product SEP-domain-containing protein. Gene Ontology annotation, biological process: autophagosome assembly; proteasome-mediated ubiquitin-dependent protein catabolic process; Golgi organization. Gene Ontology annotation, molecular function: ubiquitin binding. The record is from RefSeq and is a predicted model, not a curated record. Bases 1 to 975 code for a protein of 324 amino acids. NCBI's taxonomy places the organism in Eukaryota, Fungi, Basidiomycota, Agaricomycetes, Polyporales, Laetiporaceae. Gene Ontology annotation, cellular component: nucleus; cytosol. The transcript has 7 exons.